Messenger RNA from Dreissena polymorpha, 1568 nucleotides. RefSeq lists its product as uncharacterized. The record is from RefSeq and is a predicted model, not a curated record. The transcript is spliced from 4 exons. The coding region runs from base 1 to 1053 and encodes 350 amino acids. NCBI's taxonomy places the organism in Eukaryota, Metazoa, Mollusca, Bivalvia, Myida, Dreissenidae.
AUGCAAAACCUGUACACUGCAACUGCACAGACACAGUCAUGUCGUUUGGUCGUUCCGCAAAAAAUCUUCAAGACUCGUGUGCUUGCGAACAAUGUGACUCGUAUAUUGCUCCUACACAGUCGUCCUGACAAUGACCUGUCGCUGGCUGACAAUGACAGCCCACUGAUAACACACAGUCGUCCUGACAAUGACCUGUCGCUCGCUGACAAUCACAGCCCACUGAUAGCACACAGUCGUCCUGACAAUGACCUGUCGCAAGCUGACAAUGACAGUCCACUGACAGCACACGGUCGUCCUGACAAUGACCUGUCGCUAGCUGACAAUGGCAGCCCACUGAUAUUACACAGUCGUCCUGACAAUGACCUGUCGCUAGCUGACAAUGACAGCCCACUGAUAAUACACAAUCGUCAUGACAAUGACCUGCCGCUAGCUGACAAUGACAGCCCAUUGAUAGCACACAGUCGUCAGGACAAUGACCUGUCGCAAGCUGACAAUGACAGUCCACUGAUAGCACACAGUCGUCCUGACAAUGACCUGUUGCUAGCUGACAAUUACAGCCCACUGAAAACACACAGUCGUCCUGACAAUGACCUGUCGCAAGCUGACAAUGACAGUCCAUUGACAGCACACAGUCGUCCUGACAAUGACCUGUCGCUAGCUGACGAUGAAAGUCCACUGAUAACACACAGUCGUCCUGACAAUGACCUGUCGCUCGCUGACAAUCACAGCCCACUGAUAGCACACAGUCGUCAUGACAAUGACCUGUCGCAAGCUGACAAUGACAGUCCACUGAAAGCUCACAGUCGUCCUGACAAUGAUCUGUCGCUAGCUGACAAUGACAGUCCACUGAUAACACACAGUCAUUCUGACAAUGACCUGUCGCUGGCUGACACUCACAGUCCACUGAUAACACACAGUCGUCCAGACAAUGACCUGUCGCAAGCUGACAAUGACAGCCCACUGAUAACACACAGUCAUUCUGACAGUGCCCUGUCUCUGGCUGACAAUGACAACCCACUGAAAACGCACAGGCCUCCUGACAAUGAGCUGUAGCUAGCUGACACGUCACCGAAAACACUCAGUCAUCGAGAACAUGACCUGUUGCUAUGUGACAAUGACACGGUCGUGGACAAACCAAUGCGUCUUGACAGUGACGUCAUAACAGCUGACAAUGACAGACUGCUCUCACAAAUUAGAUUAAUUGGCAGCAAGACGACAAGGCCAUAUAGGGAUUAACUAAAUUUGAUAGUUACUUAUUUAAAAGUUCCUAAUGAUUAAUCCGUUUAUGUACUAUAAACACGAUCCGAUGACGCAAGUAGCAAAAUUAUUGUAAAUGUUAUUUGUCCGACUGCUUGGAAAUCGCAAUUAAGUACAAAAUCGGAUUAACAAAACUUUUAUCUGUGAACUAUCAAAGACCAAAGAUCAGAAACAAAGCAUACGUCCAUUUGCCACCCACCGUUAUGAAGGAUCACCGACAAACCAGGGAUGGGGCGGUGAUCCAGACUUGUGGAUUGCAAACGGACGUUCAUAUCGCACCCAUUGUCGAAUAAAACAAUCAUUCUAAAUUA